UUUUCUAUGCCCUCCAAAAAAAAGAGUGCAGUUGCAAACGGCACAUGUGACUACUAAUAGGCAAAACACAUACAGUACAGUUGCACAGCCCAGCUUCCUGCUUACAUUUCUCUGUAUGGUGAAGUUACUGCGAGCAGAAAAAAAGGAAGAACUGGCUAGAUGUAAUCGCGGAUGUGGCUUACUGUUCUCUCUGUGCUGAACACCCAGGACAACCAUGAACCCAGAGGAGCAAACUGUCACAUGGCUUAUCUCCCUGGGGGUGCUAAGUUCCCCCAAGAAGACCAUCUGUGACCCAGAAGAGUUUUUAAAAAGUUCCCUUAGAGAUGGGGUAGUAUUGUGCAAGCUGAUGAGCAGGCUCCUUCCAGGUUCCGUGGAGAAGUAUUGUUCAGAUCCGAAGAGUGAAACUGAUUGCCUUGAAAAUAUUAAAGAGUUUCUGAAAGCAUGUGCCUCACUCCAAAUAGAGCUUUUUAAUGUGAAUGAUCUUUAUGCCAAUGAGAACUUCCCGAAAGUACUAAGUACUCUGACCUCUGUCAACAAAGCUACUGAAGAUCAGACAUCACGAAAAAGAUGUUCACGUACGCUAUCUCAGUCGCAUAACUUUGCAGCCUGCUCUCUGACAAAUUCCCAAGGAACAGAUAGCUCAGCGAGAGGAAAGAAAAGGAACUCAAAAGCUGGGGACAUGACAGGGAAUGGAAGUUGCCAGAUGGUGGUGAAAGCAAGGUUUAAUUUCAAGCAGCAAAAUGAAGAUGAACUUUCAUUUUGUAAAGGAGAUACAAUCCAUGUCAUCCGCGUAGAAGAAGGAGGCUGGUGGGAAGGCACACUGAAUGGAAAAAUAGGCUGGUUCCCCAGCAAUUAUGUGAAAGAAGUUAAACCUACUGAUAAACCACUAUCUCCGAAGGCCUUAAAAGGUUGUGAAACAGGACAACUAACAAAGAAUUAUUACAAUGUGGUGCUGCAAAAUAUUCUUGAAACAGAGCAAAACUAUGCUAAAGAACUUCAGUCACUACUUUCGGCAUACCUCAGACCGCUUCAAUCACAUGACAAGAUAAGUGCUUUGGAUAUCGGUUCCCUGCUAGGAAACUUUGAAGAAAUAUGCAUAUUUCAGCAAACGUUAUGCCAGAGUUUAGAAGAAUGUGCAAAGCUGCCAGAAAAUCAACAAAAACUGGGAGGCUGUUUUUUGACCCUUUUUAAUCAGUUUAGAUCCUUAUACUUGACGUAUUGCGCUAAUCACCCCACAGCUGUUAAUGUUCUUACACAGCAGAGUGAUGAGCUGGAGAAGUUUAUGGAGACUCAGGGAGCAGCAAGUCCUGGAAUUUUGAUGCUUACUACAAGUCUGAGUAAACCAUUUGUAAGACUGGACAAAUAUGUUACUCUUCUGCAGGAACUAGAAAGACAUAUGGAGGAAGCACAUCCAGAUCACAAAGACAUUCUCAAAGCGAUAGCAUCCUUUAAGGCGCUUGUGGCGCAAUGUCAGGAUCUGAGGAAGAGAAAGCAGCUUGAGCUCCAGAUUCUUUCAGAGCCCAUCCAAGGAUGGGAAGGGGACGAUAUUAAAACAAUGGGCAGUGCCGUCUUCAUGUCUCAUGUCUAUGUGCAGUAUGGGAGAAAUGAGGAGAAAGAGGAGAGAUAUUUUAUGCUGUUUCCAAGUGCACUUUUAAUGUUGUGUGCAAGUCCUCGGAUGAGUGGAUUCAUUUAUCAGGGAAAAUUACCUUUGACUGGAAUGUCAAUAAUUAAGCUAGAGGAAAAUGACAUAAUUAAUCAUGCUUUUGAAAUCACAGGCAACAUGAUUGAGCGUAUUGUGGUACACUGUGACAACAGCCAAGAUUGUCAAGAAUGGCUUGAUCACCUUUAUCGACUCACCAAAGCACCUGGGUUCCACACCCCACUGUGUAAAACACAGUCUUGGACAGGAUACACUCUUUCAGAAGGAAAGCUGCCACCUCAUCCUCAUUAUUCACUGUCAUCCCUUUCUCGAGGACCUUUGGAACCGGCUAAAAUCAAUAAAACAUGGAGCUUAAGUUGUUUGCGACCUGCUCCUCCACUUAGACCUUCAGCUGCUUUAGGUUAUAAAGAGAGGAUGUCUUAUAUCCUUAAGCAGGAUUCUACCAAGAGCCCAAAAACUGUAAAGAAAUUUCUACAGAAAAGAAAACCUGAAAGGAAAACUUCUGAUGAAGACUCUAUUUUUAGGAAAAGCACAGUUGCUUUGGAAGAAGAUGCACAAAUUCUCAAAGUAAUUGAGGCAUAUUGUACUGGUGCAGGCUUCCAGCAAAACCUUAGUUCCGGCAACCGCAAAGAUUCUACACCACAAGUAAUGCUACUAGAAGAGGAAAAUGUAAUACUUGAUGAAAUACAGAGCAAUGGCCAAACUGGAACAGAAGAAAAGAGUCUUGUAGACACCGUCUAUGCAUUAAGAGAUGAGGUCAAAGAAUUGAAACAGGAAAAUAAAAGAAUGAAGCAAAGUUUAGAUGAAGAACAGAAGUCAAGAAAGGAAUUAGAAAAACUGGUUAGAAAGAUGCUGAAACAAACCAGCGACUGUAUGCGAGAGGAUCCAUCUCAGUAGUCCAUACUUACUGAAUUUCCUUUUUUUAGUCUGGUACCACAAGAGGUUGUGUUUAAGAGUCAAGCAAUUGUCACUUGAUGACCAUGUGCAAUACAUAAAGGGGUUCAUGCUUAAGUUUGUUUAAGAACCAUUUUGUGAGAUCUUUGAGCUGUAUUAUUUUUCCAGCAGCCUUGUUAUACUGUAUGUGCUUUGAGGCUUUAAUGUAAUACAUGUCAAUAUAUCAACAUAUCAAACAUGGCAUAACUCAGAUCAUAUUGGACAUCUGUCUAAAAAAGGGUUGAGUACAAACAUUUGGAAACUUCCAAUAAUUCAGGAUUAUAGUUAUUUGACAAGUUAAUGAAAAAUUUCUGAACCCAAUAAUACCAUAGAAAAUGUAUUAAUUUAGGGUCCAAAGUGACAAUAUAUUGACUGUUAAGUUUAUUGAUGGCAUCCAUAAUCUCUGUUACAAUGAAAAAUAUAUAGUUAAAUCAAUGAUGGUAAUUGGUCUGCAUAGGAAAGAUACUGAUUUUGCAUUGCAUAGGACAUAACAGCCUUUUUAUUACUCAAUCUUCUGUUUUCAUUGUAAGUCAUAUAUUUCUUGUAAGAGAAGGAUGCAAUAACCAGUGUGGAAAUUGUCAUUGAAUUGUGAAGGUUAUUUUCAUUCAUGCGUAAUGAAAUAUGUUCUAUAAACAACUUCCUAGUUCUGUCUGAUAUUAGCAUAAAUAACAUCACUUACUCAUCCAGGUUACUAGUGUAACAGAAGGAAUCAAACCGUUUCUUUUUUGUUACCAAACUGAGCAUUCUUGGCUCAGUUUGCACUGCACCUUGCUGUCUGCCGCUUGCUA
Messenger RNA from Bombina bombina (fire-bellied toad), 3381 nucleotides. RefSeq names its product Rac/Cdc42 guanine nucleotide exchange factor 6 (gene ARHGEF6). Bases 215 to 2557 code for a protein of 780 amino acids. Gene Ontology annotation, biological process: intracellular signal transduction. Lineage: Eukaryota; Metazoa; Chordata; Amphibia; Anura; Bombinatoridae. The transcript is spliced from 22 exons. The record is from RefSeq and is a predicted model, not a curated record. Gene Ontology annotation, molecular function: protein binding; guanyl-nucleotide exchange factor activity.